This is a messenger RNA of Amphimedon queenslandica, 1329 nucleotides long. RefSeq names its product RNA 3'-terminal phosphate cyclase-like. Gene Ontology annotation, molecular function: RNA-3'-phosphate cyclase activity. Gene Ontology annotation, biological process: RNA processing. Bases 23 to 1225 code for a protein of 400 amino acids. The transcript is spliced from 10 exons. Gene Ontology annotation, cellular component: nucleus. NCBI's taxonomy places the organism in Eukaryota, Metazoa, Porifera, Demospongiae, Haplosclerida, Niphatidae. The record is from RefSeq and is a predicted model, not a curated record.
GAUCAUUACCACCCACGUAAACAUGGCUGCAAGCAGAGGUACAAGCUCAAGAGGAGCAGGAGGAACUAGUGGAGGAAAAAAGAAGAGAGCCUGGAAAACUGCAGAACAAGAAGAUGCAAAAAUUCCUCAUUUAGUAUUAGGAGAUAUCACUGAAAUAGACGGAUCAGUCAAAGAAGGAGGAGGGCAGAUACUUCGUAUAUCAAUUGCUCUCAGCUGCUUAUUAAGAAAGAACGUCCACAUUUCAAAUAUACGUGCUGGACGGAGCACGCCUGGUCUCCGCCCUCAGCAUCUUACAGGAUUACAGUUGGUUGCAAGGAUAUGUAAUGGGAGACUGGUAGGGGGUUCCCCAGGUAGUACAGAGGUGUAUUUCUAUCCUGAAGCUGUUCAAGGUGGAAGACAUGUAGCUGAUGUGAAAACAGCCGGGAGUAUUUGCCUGUUGCUUCAGAUUGCUUUGCCGUGCUUGUUGUUUGCUAAGGAGAGAUCAGAGCUCUUGCUAAGAGGCGGUACUGACGUUGAUAUGGCCCCACCCAUUAAUUACACUCUAAAGGUAUUCAAACCACUCGCCGAAGCUAUGGGAGUUCAUUUUGAGUGCACCAUCAACCAGAGAGGGUUCUUUCCAAAGGGUCGUGGUGAGGUUUUGAUAACAUUGGACCCAGUUCAUCACCUGAAACCAAUCACAUUGUUAGACAGAGGAGACAUUAAUGGGAUUACAAUAGAAGCAUUCACUGCUGGACUGGUUCAUCGUAAAGUGUCUCAUGAAAUGAUUGCAGCUGCCAAGUUUAUUUUAGAAAAGAAUAUCUCACUAGCUACCCUUCCCUCUGGAAUUAAGACAGACCCAAAACACCUAACAGAGCAAGAAGCAUUUGGUAAUGGUUCGGGCAUCAUCUCGGUGGUCACUACAACCAGUGGCUGUGUAUUUGGAUCUGCUUACAAUGGAAGCAAGACUGAGUCGGCUGAUAGGUGUGGUCAGAGAGUAGGGGAGGAGCUAGUGAAGGUUUUAUCAGGAGAGGCUUGUGUGGACGAUUAUAUGCAAGAUCAAUUAAUUAUCUUGAUGGCAUUAGCUAAAGGUUGUUCAAGAAUUAAGACAGGCCCUCUCACUUUGCACACAGAGACAGCAAUACACAUAGUGGAGACACUGACUGAUGUAAGGUUUCACGUGUUAAGAAAUGAUGGUAGUCCUGAUACUUGUCUCAUUGAAUGUGAUGGAUUGGGUCUUGAGUCUUAAGUACUGUGAGAGGUGUACUAAUAUAAUAAUUGUGUUUUUAUGUACUCUAUAUAAUAAUAUUGUAAUUGUGAUUAAUAUUCUUAUUUCAAUAAUUUCAUACACUA